GAAUCGUGGUGUGCAAACAAGCAUUUGUAACUAGGACGCCAUUUUGGAAUGGCAGGUGCAUACGAACUUCCAAUCAUUGUAUGACAUUUGACGAUUUAUGAGAGCCACAAGCGACUCGACAACACCCCAUCCACGCUGUAAAUCAAGGUUAGGUCCCUGCUAACACUGUUCAGAAGAACUGGUCAACAUGGCGACAAAUAUGCAACCAGAAAUUCAGCAACUACCACCGCAACAACAACAGCCAGGCGUGCCCAUGCAACAACUACCGCCGUCAGGAAUUGAAAUGCCGGCGGAGAACCCCGAUUGGAAGGCCGGCCAACACCACAAAGACGACGGUUACGACGACGGUGGAAGGACCAUGGAGGAAUACGACUCCGGUUGCAUCCCAGUGUUCAUUUCCUUCAUCAUCGCUCUCAUAUUUUUCCCCAUCGCGAUAUGCACUUGCAUCAAGAUAGUCCAGGAGUACGAGAGGGCGGUGAUCUUCCGACUGGGAAAAAUCAUAGGAGGCGGGGCCAAGGGGCCUGGCAUUGUCAUCGUUUGGCCGUGCAUUGACGAGUACAAGACCGUGGAUCUCCGCACGAAGGCCGUUAACGUGGCUCCACAGUCCAUCCUGACCAGGGACAGCGUGUCUGUGACCGUGGACGCGGUGGUCUACUACCGGGUGAGCGACGCGAUCCUCUCGGUGGCAAAGGUGGAGAACGUCGACCAGUCCACCAGCCUGCUCGCCCAGUCAGCCAUCCGGGACGCACUCGGCACCAAGACGCUCGCCGAGAUCCUAUCAACUCGGGACGAGACGGUCGCCAGGUUGCAGACUCAGCUAGAUGGCGCUACUGACCGCUGGGGAGUCAAGGUGGAACGGGUGGAGAUCAAGGAUGUCCGCCUCCCGCCGCAGCUGCAGCGAGCCAUGGCCGCAGAGGCCGAGGCCGGCCGCGAGGCCCGCGCUAAGGUCAUCAUCGCCGAGGGCGAGAUGAGAGCCGCGAAAGCACUCCAGCAGGCCUCGGAGGUCAUAUCGGACUCGGAGCAGGCGCUACAGCUCCGCUACCUUCAGACCAUGCACCAGGUAUCCAGCGAGAAGAACUCCACCAUUCUCUUCCCCCUGCCCAUUGAUAUGGGCUUGAUACACUACUCCACUGCUGCAAAGACUAAGCAGGCAUAGAACGCCACAAACAUUCGCAAUGUCGGACACAAGCGUUCACUUGUAUUAGGCCAUGUUGAUUUGAUUAUGUGGAUGACAUCCGCACGUACACGCAUCAAUUUUUGGCUGUUUC
Molecule: messenger RNA, 1268 nt
Organism: Branchiostoma floridae (Florida lancelet)
Lineage: Eukaryota; Metazoa; Chordata; Leptocardii; Amphioxiformes; Branchiostomatidae
Product: band 7 protein AGAP004871-like
Exons: 2
Coding region: 188-1156 (322 amino acids)
Cellular component (GO): plasma membrane
Source: RefSeq, a predicted model, not a curated record